Messenger RNA from Drosophila suzukii, 434 nucleotides. Its product is annotated as migration and invasion enhancer 1. NCBI's taxonomy places the organism in Eukaryota, Metazoa, Arthropoda, Insecta, Diptera, Drosophilidae. Gene Ontology annotation, biological process: negative regulation of apoptotic process; positive regulation of filopodium assembly. The record is from RefSeq and is a predicted model, not a curated record. Gene Ontology annotation, cellular component: cytosol.
UUUUUCAAAGUGUAACGAUAGUUUUACAAUGCUAAAACGAUAGCGAUAAUUUUGAGACAGCUGUUCUUGAUUUUUUAUGCAAUGGUGAAAGUGGAGGUGGAAUACUGUGGCGUCUGCAACUUCAGCGGGCAGUGCCGCCUGCUGCGCGAGUUCCUGCUGGCCUCGUCCCCCGAUUUGGAGGUGUCCUGCCGCCAAGGACGCCGAGGAUCCUUCGAGGUGGCCAUCGACGGGCAGCUGGUGCACUCUAAGCUCUCCUGCUUGGCAUUUCCACAGCAUGCCAGUGUCCUGGCCCAGGUUCAAAAGGCGCAGCGCGGAGAGCCAGUGGAAAAGGUCCUGGAGCAGCCCAUCAAGGACUGCAGCGUUAUGUGAUGGCUCCAAGAAUAUUUAGUUAGCCCUAGUUUAUUCAGAUAUGUUAAAUUUAAGGUUGUACCAAA